AUGAUGAUUUACCCUCCCAGAGGUUCGUGUCGGUUGACUAUCCAUGGGCGAAUGUCGUCUUACAAGGAUAGGAUCGACACCACCGGUGGCACUCGAGAAAUCCUCAGCCGCUUACGUGACAUCGAGGCAAUGCUGAAGACUCAGUCAUACCAGAUCUCAGACAUCAAAAAGUCCCAUAUUGGUGCCCAUGCUGUCCCCGAUGCCUCGCCACCUGGCCACACAUCGGCGGCUAUUGCAGGAGACGUUCCGAAUGCUACCAUGCCCUCGCCCUGGGCAUUCUCUGGAUUAGACAUCCAACCCACUUUGCCAGAACUACCCCCAUUGACAAUUCCAGUCAAACACAAAACCUCCUCAAGUUACCUCCUGAGUUUACCCCCAGUCAAAUCCCUCAUCGGGGAGUAUCCGACCGAUUUGUUUUUCUUGUUAGAAUCACGGGCCCACCUCCCCCGGAGCUGUCAUUCGAGACAUGGCCAGUACCAGAACCCCCAUCAUGACCAUCCAAUCUUGGACCCAGGCGGGUUUGAGGAUAUCUUCAGCCGGUUUCUGGAAAAUGGGCCUGAUUCAAGUAUUGAAUCGGCUUUAUGCAUGGCUGUCCUAGCACUUGGUGCCGUCGCUGCUUCGCCGCCAGAUGCGCAUGCAUUUCUUCAUUCACCCCCAGGCAUGGAGUACAUGCAGCACGCCAUGCCAACCCUUCUCAGCCAGUCAGCAUGGUCAGUCUCAUGUAGCCUCAUGCUACCACAGGCACUCGUUCUUGCUAGCGUGUAUUUCGCAUAUAUCGUCCGCCCCCUUCAAAGCUGGCGACUCAUCUACUCUGCCACGACAAUAAUCCAGUUCAAACUUUCAGGAAUCGAUCGUGAACAGAAAGAAGCUUGGUGGCGUGAGAGCUUGAUUCGUUUAUUUUGGUCCUGCUUUUUGAUCGAGUGCGAUCGACUCGCCGAGCUGGAACUCCCACGAAGUGGGUUGCAACAUCUGAUGGACGACAUUAGUCUUCCGGAGUGCACUAAUCUUGGGAUGAUGCAAUCGACCUGCUACCUUGCAGAGAUAUCUAUUCGAAGAUUACUAAACCGCGUGCAUAAUUCCCUCUACCCGAGCAAGAGACGCGGCUUGAUGCUAUCGUCCACCACAUUGACCACCCCGGACGAGUUUUCCAUGGAUGAUAUAUCAUCCAUGAGUGCAGUCUGCGAUGAGCUACAUUUGCAACUUGAGAUGUGGCAUUCUUCGAUACCAGACAGCAUUCGUCCAAAACUCAACAUCGAAGCUUCCAUGCAGGAAUCGAAUGAUCGCCAGGCAAUACUACGAAUUCGGUAUUUUGCCGCGCGUCAUAUAAUAUACAGACCAUUUGUUCUCUUUCUUGUGACCCACGAUGUCACCUGCAUAUCCCAGGAUAUUGUUGAGAAGGCUGGGAUUUGCAUCGAGAGCUGCCGGUGUUACAUCCACAGCACGACUCGGAUCCUAAAGCACCCGAGCCAGUACACGUGGACAUUCUCUUUAUCAUCACUGGGUGCCAUUGUUAUUUUAACGCUCGCUUCACUCAAUCCCGCUUUGCAACAUUUGGUGACGGAUAUUGACGCACUACAAACCCUGGCUUUGAAUAAUAUUCGACCGUGGGCUUUCUCCAGUCUUGAAGCUGUUAUAACUAUACUUGAAGACGUUCAGAAAAAGCAAAGACUCUUCACGCGUAUGAAUUGCUGA
This is a messenger RNA of Penicillium robsamsonii, 1692 nucleotides long. RefSeq names its product fungal specific transcription factor domain-containing protein. Bases 1 to 1692 code for a protein of 563 amino acids. The record is from RefSeq and is a predicted model, not a curated record. Lineage: Eukaryota; Fungi; Ascomycota; Eurotiomycetes; Eurotiales; Aspergillaceae. The transcript has 4 exons. Gene Ontology annotation, molecular function: DNA binding; zinc ion binding. Gene Ontology annotation, biological process: DNA-templated transcription.